Molecule: messenger RNA, 5790 nt
Organism: Prinia subflava (tawny-flanked prinia)
Lineage: Eukaryota; Metazoa; Chordata; Aves; Passeriformes; Cisticolidae
Gene: IL10RA
Product: interleukin 10 receptor subunit alpha
Exons: 7
Coding region: 2595-4346 (583 amino acids)
Biological process (GO): cytokine-mediated signaling pathway
Cellular component (GO): plasma membrane
Molecular function (GO): cytokine receptor activity; protein binding
Source: RefSeq, a predicted model, not a curated record
UUCCCUCUAGUUUCUCUGGAAACUUUUCUCUUUCUUUUUAUCCCUUUGCCAAUGGAGCGAUGCCUCUUCCAGGAGCCAGCAGCAGCCUCCUGCCUCCCCUACAGGCACAGCCUGGGGGAUGCUCUGCUGAGCCCAGAACUCAGGCAGAAACAGGUGAAAAUAUGCAGAUUAAAGGAGAAAGGCCUAGCUUCAUGCUGUGCUUUCUGCCAGCCAGACCCAUGACCCUCCGUGCCAGGUUUCUCCUGGCAUUAUUCAUAGUGGAAGUCCCUUAUUCAUCCAGCUCCUCACCCACACCUGCUCAUCAAAAGGACAGGAGAUAAGAAGGGACAUCCCAGCUUGGAGGAGCCCUGCUGCAAAGCCCUUUCCUUUUGAGGCUGGACAGCUUGGGCUGGAUCCCUCUGAGCCCUCCUGCUUCAGGAUCCCAGCUCACAGAGGGUUCUGAGCCAGCCCUCACCCUACAGUGAGCUCCUGUGUAGUUUUCACAGUCAGGAGUGGUUUUUGGGGUGUUUUGUUUGCAUUUUGUGCCUCUACAGGCUGUGCCUGCUGGGUGCCAGGGGUGGCCAAGCACUGAGCUGCACCCCCAGACUGCCCUGAGCCCCUCAAACUGCUGCGUCUACUUCCAAAAGGGAUUCUCACAACACAGCUCCAGGAACCGCUCAUUGCGUGCUACAAAGCCACCUACAGACAGCCAGUUCCAGAGAACAGGGUGUGUGGCUUGGCCCCAGCAGCCUGAUGGUAAAUGUCAGCCUGCACACAGCUCCAGGGUGAAAUCCUCACCUUUGCUGAUGGUAACACUGCUGUGAGCCCUCCCUGCACCCUCCUGCCCUCCCAGCCAUCAAAGAGCAGCUAAACCACACAGCCAGAGCCGGCUCCACCAGCCCAGGAGAGCUGCUCCAACCUCCAGGCAGGGAAUUGGGAUGAGCAUCACCCUGCUGCGCUGUGUCCUGCGGCAGGGCCGUGCAGAGCCAGCCCUCCGGCCCCAUCCCUGCCCUGCUGGGUGCAGCAUCACCUGCCUGACCCUGCUGGCACCCUGGGAGAGCUCCCUGAGGGACAGCAGCGAGGGAAAUGCACAGACCCAGGUGCUCCUGGGCUGGGUUUCUCUGGGCUGUGUCCACAGGGAGGCAUUUCAGGGUCAGCCACAUCGCCCCCAGCUCACACUGUCCCCUCACCAGCCUCGCUGGUGGCACCUGGCAGUGCCCUCCCUGCAGAGCUCAGGUGCCAGCCCGAGUCCCAUUUGCUAUCCAAGCAUUCUGCAGAACUCUCAUUUCUCCUCAGCCUCUUUCGUUUUCCUCUAAAUUGCCAACCACUUCUCCCAAGCCCCUGAACAGCCUCACCCCAGGGCCAGCCCCACGGUGGCUUUUCCACAGAACUCCCAUUUCCCUGGGCUUUGGUCCCGUUGCUUUUCAUUGUCAUUACCUUACACAAAACACAGCCUGUGGCUUUGUGUGGGACUGGCUGUGCUUCAUCUCAGCACUCCUCAGCUCUGUGGCUGCCAGAUCUGAGUCAGGGGCCCAGAGCAGAGUGGCAGGACAGCAGCUGGUCUGCCCUGGGUGGGAAUAAACCCAGGGCAGGGAGGGGAUCUGCUGCUGGUGCUCUGGCCGGGCUGAGAGCUUGUGGAAGCCCUUGGCCUUUGUCAGGAAGGAUAAGUCAGGGAAAACAGGAGCCUGCAUGUCUGUGCCCACCAUGAUGUUCUCUGAGUCUGUCCAGAGCACUUCUGGUUUCUCUUGCUCUUUUUGUUUGUGUCCUUUCCACUAAUUCCCCAGUGGGAAAUUCCUCUUUUUGAGGAAAAUCACUCUCCAUCACAUGAGGGCCCCAGGAAAGCCCUCAAGCCAGCUCUGAGGCAGAGCAGAGCACUCACACACAGUCUGCUGGGCGGUGAUUCAGCUCCCAGUGUCACCAGAUGGGCAGGACAUUGCUGUGGGGCCAGACCCCACAGCCAUGGGAUCACAGAUGUGCCUGGGGGGCUGCCAGAGCCCUGGGGACAGCGGCAGCCCCUGUGUCACCCUGGAUUUCCAGUGUCACCCCUGUGUGAGGGUGUGUGCAGGACACAGGAGAGCCCAGAGGUUGUCACUGGGCCCCAGAAAUGGAGAAUGGGGAUUUGCAGACUGAGGUAGGGGGAUGAACCCAAAGGAAGGAAAGCCAGAACCCUGUCCUGGGGCUCCAGGGCUGCUCAGAACCUGGCUGGAUUCAGCUGCUGGCAGGACAGGACACAGGAAAACCCCUGUGACAGGUCACCCUCGGUGCUAUCACUCACCUGUGCCGUGCUCCUAACAUCUCAUUUCACAACAAAGCAGCAAAAACAGAGACACCACUCACUCCUACUUGCCUUUCUCAGCACUGCCCCACUUUGCUCAGAAAAGCCCCAAGAAUUCCUCAUCUCAAGCCCUGUCGGAAAAGCCCAGCCCAGGCUGGGGGUGAGUGGGUGGACAGCGAAGAGAAGUGGAAGUGGCUGCUCAGUGACUUUCCUGGCGCUGUCUGAACACCUCGUAGACGUCACUGAGCCAGCCCCCGGGGGAAAAACGAGCGCUCAGCUCCCGCCGGGGCACAGCCCGGCCCCGCGCUCGCCCCGCUGCCACGGAGGAUGCUGAGCAGCCAUGGUCCCCUCUGCCACCGCCCUGGCGCUGUGCCUGGCGCUGCUCCUCGCCUGCCCCACGCACGGUGAGGGGCUGGCCAGGCCCCGGGCCGUGCGCUUCGCCGCGGAGGUGGCGCGGCACCUGCUGAGGUGGGAGCCGGGCCACGGCAGCCCCAGCAACGCCCGCUACGACGUGGAGUACAAAAUCUACGGCUCAAGCAUGCCCUGGACAGCGAUCCCAGAGUGCGGGAAGACCUCGCAGCACUCCUGUGACCUCACCUACUACACCCUGGACCCGGAGCGGCGCUACUACGCGCGGGUCAGGGCCGUGUCCGGGCACCACGCGUCCCUCUGGCAAAGGAGCAGCGCCUUCUCCCCACAGGAAGCUGGCCUGGGCCUGGCGGGCCAGAGCCUCUCCGUGAUGGGCAACUCCAUCCAGGUGCGGCUGCAGCUGCUGCUGCGCGCCGGGAACGUCACCCUGCGGUACAGCGAGCUGCAGAGGACCAUGAGCCGCUACCACGUGCACGUCCGGAGGACUCGGGACAACCACACGUUCACAGUGGUGGAGAACAGCACGGAGUUCACCAUCAGGGAGCUGUUCUGGGUCACAGAGUACUGCCUGAGCGUGGAGCCCCGCAUGGCCAACAGGCGCGUCCCCAGCGCGCGCACCGACGAGCAGUGCGUCACCACCGGCCACAGGGACAGGAGCUCAGAGCUUCUCCCGGGCAUCCUCAGCUCCUCCCUCAUCAUCCUGCUGCUGCUGGGCCUCCUGGGGGCUCUGCUGGCCUGUGCCUACAUCAGGAAACCUGUGAGGACGCCGUCUGUCCUGAAGUCCUUCAUGAAGCAGAGCUCGCUCUGGGUGGAGCAUGAGCCCCCCUCCUCGGGCAGCCUGGACGCAGACCCCAUGCAGCAGCUCAUCCUGUGCCAGAAGGAGCCGGACAGCAGCCCUGGAGGCAGCACCAGCACAGCCCAGCCGGCCCUGGAGCGGGGCUGGAAGCUCCCAGCAUGGCCCAAGGACCAGCUGUGCCUGCUGGGGCCCACGGGGAGCAGGGACAGCAGCGGCACCAGCACCGACAGCGGCAUCUGCCUGCACAUCCCCUCCUCCUCCUCCUCCACCUCCUCCUCCUCCUCCUCCUCCUCCCUGAGCUGCUCCACAGCCCCUGAGCCCCAGGGCUACAGGCAGCAGCUGCCCAGGGCUGAGGACAGUGGGAUGGGCUUGGAGAGCCCCUGCCCUGCUCCUGGCUGCUCCUCUGGCAGCCCAGGGGAGCCCGGGCUCUCCCCUGCCAGCGGCCAGGACGAUGUGGAGUUCCGGGGGUACCUGCAGCAGUCCAAGGGCACCAUGGGGCCAGAGCAGGCCCCGGGCAGGGGAGUGCCCCUCCUGGGCUGUGCAGGGUCCGUGCAGGGCCUGGGCAGCACCGACACCGUGCUGGACACGGAGUGCCCCGAGCUGCCUGUGUCCAAGGGGUAUCUGAAGCAGUCUGCCCCCCAGCACCCCCUCACACAGGACCCUGUUCCACAGGGAGCUCCUGCCUGGGACUUCUCCAGCCAGGUGGGGCCCCAAGCCCCCACUCUGCUGAGCUGGGCAGCUCCAGGUGCUCCAGUGACCUCCAAAGGCAGCCCUGAUCUGAAAACUCCCUUUGACCUGAACAUCUUCAGCACCACUGCCUUCCUGGGGACGCUGCCGCUCGUCUCCAGCCUCAGCUCCGGCUGGACCACGCCACCCCUCCAGCCCCUGGGGCAGCUCAGCGGGGACAGCAAGGACAGCCGCCUGUGACCGUCCCCUGGGGCCACCAGCCCUGUGCUCUGACCCAACUACCUCAAGUGCCACUGGAUAAGCUACCCUCGACCCCUGAAUGUUCACGGUGCCAGGCCCAGCCGUGGCCCAGGAGCACCAGUUCAGCCACUGGUGGGGCUGUUUGAGCCCAGUCCUGUGGGCAGCCCCCAGUGCAUCCCUCCAGCCAGUCCAGCUAACGGAGACACGGAUGGGCUGUGCUGGAGGGGCUCAUCACACCCUCCUCGGGCCACCAAGGAUCCACACCAGGGCUGCAGGGCCACCCUUGGGCCUUGGGCAGUCUGUGCUCCCACUUCCCCUUCCCUGGGCCAGCUAGGCUCCUCCUGCUGAUGUCCACACUCCCGGUGCCAUCCCAGCCUUUCACAACACAGCCACCGAGAGCAGACGUCAGCCUGACAUCAGCACCCUGCUGCUGGCAGCACGGGGCUCCUGCCCUGCCUGGCCCCACGUGGAUGGGCCGAGAGACUUCCCUGACCCUACAGCGACCCUUCAGCACCCCCUGGGAAAGCCCCGGGACAGGACAUGGGAUGCACCUACGAGCCCAGCAUGAGCCAGGGCAGUCCUACCCACACUAUGGUCUGUGUUCUGCCACUGUUGGAUACAGACAUUAUUUAUUGUGAUUAAUUUGUAAAUACAGAGCGGAUGCGGUGUUAUUUAUUUGGUCUGUUUGUCUGUUCAUCCUCUCCUAGGGCUUUCUGUUUCCAGAUUUGGACAUUCCCCACCAGCAAGAGGCAAUGUGCCUUUGUCUGAUGUGGGGAAGAGCAUUUCCACAUCACAACUGGGAAAAAAGGGAGCCAAGCCAGCUCUCCAAGAGCUCCUCAAGCACCUGAGCUCCUGGGUGGGGAAUUUGUGGGAGCAAUCACCAGAGGAGCACAGGGAAAAGGAGCUGGGCUGCUCCCAGUGAUCCCACAGGGAUCCCUUGGGACAUCACCAGGGAAGGGCAGGAGCAGAGCAAGACAAACCCAGGGGUGGAGGAAAGACAACAAGCAGGGCCCUGCUGAGCAGCGUGGUGCUCAGUCACAGGCUGGGCUCGAUGACCUCAGAGGUCUUUUCCAAACUCACUGAUUCUGUGACGCUGCUGUCGUCACAAUGGAAACAGGAUGAGACCGAACAGCUCAGCCUGGCUCAGCUCCCAGCCCACAGGGAAGUUUUUCCACUCUGUUUCCAGGAACCUUCACGGUGGGACACAGUAAAACUGCAGGCAGAAACCCUCCUCGGGGAAUGUGGUUUUCAGGUGAAGGGGUUUUGGGUUUAUUUUCAGCUUUUCCAGCGCAGGCAGGAGGAGGGGGCUGCCCCUUGCUGUGUUUCCUUCUCUUGCACCUCACGUGGCACUGCUCACACGUGAGUUCCAUCCCUGCAUCCCACAGGGACAUGGAGGGCACUGGGAGCCUCCUCCUGCCCCUCCACUGGCCCCAUCUCUUCUGCC